UCCGCCAGCCGUGUUUGAGUUGGUCCGCCUCUACUCGCGACCAAAUUCGGGAAGCGAAUGUCGUUGACCGCUGUCGUCGGGCGAAAGAAAAAGUGAAUGAAUAAUUUCGGGAAGUGAACGUGCCACCACUCGGCUCCGAAGUGUGUCACGGCGGCUGCUAUUCCUCAGCGCGAGCUGUAAACACCAGUUGCUGCGAGAGAGAGAGCGAGAGAGAGAGCGAGAGACAGUAGCGGGAGAGGUCUCCUCCCAGUCUGUUGGGCUCCGGUGAAGAGGAGACACGACCAGACGUGACUGUACUGUACAUCCACCCGACCAGUGUUAGCUACCAAGGAUGUCCUCAAAGACACACAGCUCCAACAGCAUCGCUCACGCCCGGCGGACUGUGCAGCAGCUGAGGAUAGAGGCGAGCAUCGAGCGAAUAAAGGUGUCCAAGGCCUCUGCGGACCUGAUGAACUACUGCAACGAACACGCUAGGAACGACCACCUGCUCAUGGGCAUCCCCGCCUCAGACAAUCCCUUCAAGGACAAAAAGCCCUGCACUAUAUUGUAGUGGACGCCUCUUAGCCUUAAUGUUUUUGCUUAUUCAUGUUGCCGUUUUUGUCAGGGAGGGGGAGGGGGAGUGGGCAACUCAUUUAUUUGUGUUUGUUAACAAUUCUACCACUGAAAUUGAAAAAAUAGAGUAUUUUACAAGCCGAACCAGCAGGCUCUCCCUGGUCCGAGAAUGUUAGCGAGAGGGCAUCGCGCCAGCGCAACACCGGAGAUCAUCGCCUAAAACUUUGCUCGUAACAAUCCUUUGUUUGGCAGCGACUGUUAUGCCAGCUACGACGGACACUAUUGUGAUGUGGCUCCAGAUUAUAAUCCCAGGGUUUCACAGGGUUAAACUGCGUCAGACGUGAAGGCAACGGUGGCCGUAAACGCACGGGGGGGAGUAGCAGCUAGCAUACGGCAAAAGGCCCCUCAUUCUUUGAAAAGGUGCUCCAUCUUUGAUGUUGGUGAACGAAAGAAGGUUUUGGCGUGUUUACAUUCUGCAACUAACCUUUCUUGAAAGCUAACAUUUGACUCUCGGAACCAAUCUUUCUUAAAAUGUAUUUUAUUGCUUGCGCACGGAUCGCUACAUGUGUUGCUAAAAUCCGACACCAUUUUUAGAAUUUACGACAAAUAAAAGCUACUCUGCUUCGUGCGCACUAGUUGAGGAGUUGUGGCGGAGGUGGGUUGUGGUGGAGGUGGGUUGUGAGUUGCCUGCUUGUAGUAGCUGCGAUAAAUUACAUCCGUACACUUGUGGUGCGUUCGCUAACCUUAUUCCACACAUCCAGCCACCAUGAAUGUCAAACCUGCGUGAGUUUACUCCACACCACCUGGUGAGAAUAUGUCUGACUGAAUAUGUCUUUUAUUUUAAAUGAGUUUUAUUCUCCUAUUGAUGGAUGAUUUUAAAGGUUCCCUCUGAACAAAUGAUCCCCAAAGAUAGCCAACAAGCUUGGUUACCAGUUAAGGGUUGAAAGGAUGACCAGAAUUUUUAGCCAUUCCUCCCCAAAACAUCGCUUUUUAUGGAACUGAUGAUACGAAUCGAUCACUGUGAGCUGCGUCUUUAAGCUGCAGAUGCCUCUCGCCGCCGCCUCCGCUUCUGUCGCUUCAUUUUCCAGACACUCUGAAGCCUUACGCGUGAUUUCCCAGGAACUUUUUCUCUUCCGGUCAGAGGGAAUUGCAAGGUGCCAUCUAGACGUGUCCGCUGUUCGAUGGUGUUCCACUCGCUCGGUGCUCCUCCUUCGCGCUCCACAGGGUACUAUCAGGUCUUUGAAUCCGAAAGACGCCGUGUUAUUAUCCAGUUAUACUUUUUGUUUCCGAUUUGUUUCUAACCAUCUUUCUUUUUUCGUACCUGCAAUAAAAUCAUUCCUGUUUGCCUCUAAAGGAGCUCACCACUGCCAUGUCGUAACUAGUCUGUGAUCAGUGUUCAUUUUACAAUCCCGAGAAAUAACUUUAAUAAUGUAUCAACCUUUGUAAGAAGUACCAUGAAGCAUUCCUACCGUGAGAUACUGAAAUGAUAAACUCAAUAAAGACGUGUUGCUCUGCA
This is a messenger RNA of Synchiropus splendidus (mandarinfish), 2068 nucleotides long. It is a transcript of the gene gng12a, whose product is annotated as guanine nucleotide binding protein (G protein), gamma 12a. Gene Ontology annotation, cellular component: heterotrimeric G-protein complex. Gene Ontology annotation, molecular function: G-protein beta-subunit binding. The coding region runs from base 332 to 550 and encodes 72 amino acids. Gene Ontology annotation, biological process: G protein-coupled receptor signaling pathway. The transcript is spliced from 3 exons. The record is from RefSeq and is a predicted model, not a curated record. NCBI's taxonomy places the organism in Eukaryota, Metazoa, Chordata, Actinopteri, Syngnathiformes, Callionymidae.